Molecule: messenger RNA, 2907 nt
Organism: Pestalotiopsis fici W106-1
Lineage: Eukaryota; Fungi; Ascomycota; Sordariomycetes; Amphisphaeriales; Sporocadaceae
Exons: 1
Coding region: 1-2907 (968 amino acids)
Molecular function (GO): protein binding; protein-containing complex binding
Source: RefSeq, a predicted model, not a curated record
AUGAUUCGAAGCAGGAGCCCGCGCUCUCCGCCUGCAGCCUACAGGGCCCUGGCGCAUCAUCCAGCCGCUGGUCAGAUGCUGGACUCUGUAUCGCUCAUUCGAUCUUUCAAUGUGGAAACCAAUCCAACCAGGCCAAUGCGGCCGUCUCCAUUGAACGCGUCGCCAAUUCCAGAUAUGCCACUGGACCUACUGGACCGUAUGAGAUCCUUUCCCCUCUUCAUGUCUGCGCCCGAAGAUUUUCUGGUGGCUAUAGGAAAGCACCUCAGACCCCAGAUUCACGCCGCACAUGAUCAUGUGCUGAGAGAAGGAGAUCCCGCAAAAGCCAUGUACUGGUUAGUCCGCGGCGUGGUGGCUGUCACUUCUCGAGAUGGCGAGGCUGUCUAUGCUGAGCUUAAACCCGGGUCGUUCUUUGGCGAGAUUGGUGUGCUGAUGGACAUGCCACGUACUGCAACCAUUGUGGCUCGAUCCAAAUGUCUUCUGCUUGUGCUCAAGAAAGAGGACCUUCAGCAGGAGCUCCCAGGAUUUCCCGACAUGGAAAAGGCCAUCCGCCAUGAGGCCCACGAGAGGUUGACCAUCCUCAAUAAGAAGCGCCAGGAGAGUGGUAGUAAGAAAAAGUCGGCUUACAAGUUGGCACGGGAGGCCGCGCCAGGAGAAGUCUCCACGGGAGACGAGGGUGUCAUCAAGGAGGGCAGUGUGGUCAAUCACAAGAAGAGGAAAUCACCAAGCCCUGGCGUCAUUGAAGACCCAUCUGGUGGAAGUGCCAUUGGUAGCGGCACCGUCAAUGUUCGGCAAACGCUGAGAGAACUGCCACUUUUCGCAACCCUUCCGCCAGACAUUCUUCACUUCCUUGGAAUGAGCGCCCAGCCGAAAACAUAUCCACCAUUCACUGAUAUAGUACAGCAAGGCGCUCCAGGGGUAGAAAUCUAUUUCAUUGUGCGUGGCGAGGCCGAGGUCAUACAUGCGCCUUUGAAGGAUCAGAUAUCCGCUGGACGCUUGAAACGGUCGUCAUAUGUGCGACCUAGGCUCCGAGCAGGGCAAUAUUUUGGUGAAGUCGCCAGUCUCGGGCUUUCACGUGAGCGUACAGCAACGGUCAGGUCCAUCACCACUGUUGAAUGUCUCAUGAUUGGUGCAGACGCGCUUGAAGAGCUGUGGCGAAAAUGCCCAGCAGACAUAAAGAAACAGGUCGAAGAGACGGCCAAGACACGGAUUCAACCCGCCGAUGAGGAUACGGAAAUGUCGGAUGCUUCUGACAGGUCGGAGCCAUCAACACCUGUCAGGACUGCCCCGAAUAUGAUUUUCACGACACCUUCGAAACCCUCAUCUCCUUCCAAGGAUGAUCUCGAUAUUAUCAAGCCAAAGGACCCAGACCCCUAUCUCAGCGUCGACAUGGAAAACAUUCGUAAUCGACGUCGUGGUUCACUCGCACCGCCGACACCUCCAGCAGACUCUCCAAGCACGCCAAAGGCAAAUGGCGUGCGGCAGCGUAUUGUUGAAUUGGCUACUCCUGUCAAGUUCGCAUUCUCCUCCUUCUCCCCUGAUUCCGAAGGUCCUUCUAAAAAGGCUAGAAUCUCAUCCAUACGAUCUGCCCAAAACGAUGGAGUGUUGCCUGACGAUCUUCUUGUUGCCACAUGGCAAUGGCUUGACAUUGUCGAGCUUCUUCGGCUUCGACAAGUUUCGUCGCACUGGCGACGACUGUUGGCAACGUCUCCUAAACUAUGUCGCGACGUCGAUUUGAGGCCCUAUAACCGACGGUUGACAGACAGUGUGCUCAUCAAUAUAAUAGCGCCAUUUGUUGGCCCACGCCCCCAUUCGGUUGACGUGAGCAACUGCUUCCACGUUACUGACGAAGGUUUCUCUACGCUAUGGAAGGUCUGCGGCAAGAAUGUCAAGAUAUGGAAGAUGAGGUCGGUAUGGGAUGUUUCUGCCAAUCAAAUCCUAGACAUGAGCGAACACGCAAAAGGUCUUGAAGAGGUUGAUUGGAGUAACUGCCGAAAGGUUGGAGAUAACCUCCUAGCACGUGUGGUUGGCUGGGUCGUUCCAGAACAGGCACCGCAAGGACGACAACAGGUGGUCAUCUCAAGCUCAAGGAGGGGCCAGAAGCCACAGACACAGACCAUCACCUUGCCACCCGCUGGCACCGUCAUUGGAUGCCCGAAACUCAAGCGACUGAAUUUGUCUUACUGCAAACAUAUCACCGAUCGCUCAAUGGCACAUAUGGCUGCCCACGCCUCCAACCGCAUUCAGUCACUCUCACUGACCCGAUGUACCUCUAUUACUGACGCAGGCUUCCAAUCUUGGACACCUUUUCGCUUCACCAAUCUCACGCAUCUCUGCCUAGCCGAUUGUACUUAUCUCUCCGAUAACGCCAUUGUAGCUUUGGCAAACUCGGCUAAAUCGCUGACGCAUCUCGACCUUUCAUUCUGCUGUGCCCUGUCUGAUACAGCAACGGAGGUUGUGGCACUGGGACUGCCAAUGUUGAAAGAGCUUAAGAUGGCUUUUUGCGGCAGCGCUGUCAGUGACAACAGUCUUGCCUGCAUCGCUCUGCACCUGAACGAUCUUGAGCGCCUGAGCGUGAGAGGCUGUGUGCGCGUGACUGCAGUCGGUGCCGAGAGUGUGCUCGACGGUUGUUCACGCCUUACCUGGUUAGAUGUGAGCCAGUGUCGGAAUCUCGAGAACUGGGUCAACGGAGGUGGCGUCGGCAGAUGGGGCUACGACGAGCGCGCAUGCCGUGGCAAGGAGCCGCAGAGCAUCAGCGAGAUGGAAAGGGACUGGGUAGCACAAAGCCCACCCAUGAUGAAACGAAUGAGCCUCAUCCCGCCUAGAAAUCUAGGAGGAGGUUUCCGCAACGGCCGGGCUAGAAAGCCGGUCACCUUUGUUGUUGAAAAGGGGCCGGGCGAGCUGCGGUGA